CGUUGAUUUACAACCAUGAGUGGCGCAAUGUUCGGAGGAGAUGAGGUCGGCGCGCUGGUGCUUGACAUUGGCUCGGCCACAACGCGCUUUGGCUUUGCUGGAGAAGACACCCCGAAAUCCGUCUUCCCGUCGGUGGUCGGACUGGCCCCAAGCCAUCAUGCCGCGAGCCAGGACUCUGUACCCAUGGAUACCUCCGAUCGUGAUCUGCCGUCAGGCACGGCGGGUGGCGCCGCACGGCGCAGCCGCAAAAGCUACGUUGGUACGACAACGCUCGCAGUUGUGCGCUCCAACGUUGAUCUGGCCGGAGUCAUGCAGAACGGUCUUGUCGAAGAUUGGGAGCGCUUUGAGCUCCUGGCAGAUUACGGCUUUGCGACUGGGUUGCGUGUGGAUGCUGCCCAACAUCCCCUCCUCAUGAUUGAGCCGUCUUGGAAUCCCCGCGAAAGCCGUGAGCACAUGACGGAGCUGUUUUUCGAAAAGUAUAACGUGCCGGCGUUCUACCUGGCCCGGAGUGCUGUGGCAUCUGCCUUUGCCAAUGGACGACCCACUGGGCUUGUGUUGGAUAUUGGAGCCUCACUCUCUAGCGCUGUACCUGUCGUGGACGGGUUUGUGAUGCCCAAAUCCAUCAUGACCAGCAGUGUUGGUGGCGAUUUUCUCUUGAGCCAGUGUGCGCAAUACUUGGAAAAGAACCAGAUCGUCAUACGCCCUUCAUACAUGGUUGCCUCGAAGCAAGCGGUCGCGCUGAACGCUGCUCCCAAGUGGACACCACGAACAUUUGCCGAGCCAAUCUCAGACUCCUUCCAUCGCUAUUCCAAGCAGCUUGUGCUUCAAGAUUUUGUGCACAGUGUGCUAUUUUGCUCUGGCCGCACUUUCGAUCGCGAUUCUGUUGCCAAUUUGCCCGCAGCGUCGUUCGAGUUCCCCGACGGCUUGAACAUUUCGCUAGGAGCUGAUCGUUAUCGUCUGGCUGAGACCCUGUUUGAUCCUGAGACGCAUGCAGAUGCGACCGCGCCAGCUGUUAGUGUUUCUUCACGCGCGUCGUCCGCAUCCGCGAUGGACGCCACCUCGGACGGGACGAAAGAUCCAGCAGGAGGGCUGGCGGCUCCCAAGCCCAUCGGUCUGCAUCGCCUGGCAACUGCCGCAAUCAACUCGUGUGACGUGGAUGUCCGACCAAGCAUUGGAUCGUCCGUUAUUGUUGUCGGUGGCGGUAGUCUUGUCCGAGGCCUGCCCGAGCGGCUGGACGCGGAGCUGCGCAUGGCUUUGCCCGCCAUCUCCAAGCUCAAAACAGUGGCCUCUGGGCUCAGUGUCGAACGCAUGUUCAGCAGCUGGAUUGGCGGCUCCAUUCUGGCCUCCCUCGGCUCCUUUCAACAAAUGUGGAUGUCAAAGCAAGAGUACGAAGAAUCGGGCAAGGCAUACAUUGAGAAGAAAUGCGUGUAACAGUUAUUCGUUGGUUGUCCUCGUUUCUUCGAAUGAGUUUAUUUUGUGCACGUGUCGUUUUUUGUGUCAGUACUUGUUUGCAAUUCCAUCAGCAACUUACCUCGCUCGCAUUGAC
Molecule: messenger RNA, 1546 nt
Organism: Capsaspora owczarzaki ATCC 30864
Lineage: Eukaryota; Filasterea; Ministeriida; Capsasporidae
Product: BAF53b
Exons: 8
Coding region: 16-1431 (471 amino acids)
Biological process (GO): regulation of transcription by RNA polymerase II
Cellular component (GO): SWI/SNF complex; NuA4 histone acetyltransferase complex
Molecular function (GO): chromatin binding
Source: RefSeq, a predicted model, not a curated record